This is a messenger RNA of Camellia sinensis, 1308 nucleotides long. Lineage: Eukaryota; Viridiplantae; Streptophyta; Magnoliopsida; Ericales; Theaceae. The record is from RefSeq and is a predicted model, not a curated record.
AUGGCUAUGGAUGCGUACAAGUCUUGGAACACAUUAGUCUUAUCAAGUAGAAUUCUUCUUUGUUCUCUCUUCUUCUUCUUCUUCUUCUUCUUCUUCACCCUUUACUACCCUCUUCAUGCAACUGCACUGAGCUUUAACCUGACUAAUAUUGGUCAACAUGUAAAUGGAGAGAUAAUUUGGCAGGGAGAUGCUUAUAUCAACCUUGAAGGCAUCCAAGUCACCCCAAAUGAGCGAGGUGCAGACCGAGUGGACAAAGCUGGUCGAGCCAUAUAUAAAGAUCCUCUUCACCUAUGGGACAAAGCUCCUGAAAAAAUGACGGACUUCAACACCUAUUUCAUGUUCGUCAUUGAUUCAGAAGGAAAUUCGUUCUUCGCAGAUGGGCUCACAUUCUUCCUUGUUCCUUAUGGUUCCACUCCCAAUAUGACAGUAGGUGGUUCUCUUGGCCUUCCAAACGUAACCCAGUCAUCAAAUGCGACCAAUCAUUUUGUUGCUGUGGAGUUUGAUACUUUUCAUAAUCCAGAGUUCGAUGUGCUCAAUGAAACUCAUGUAGGUAUCGAUAUCAACUCUCUGAUUUCUAAUGCUACUGAAGUUUGGUACAAUAACAUUACAUUUGGUAUAGAAAAUGAAGCUUGGAUUAGUUAUAAUUCUAGUUCCAAAAAUUUGAGCACUGGUUCUAGAAAUAAUACUAGAAUUGAUAGUGUCCUUAGUUUGCAAGUUGAUUUGAGCUUGUAUUUACCAGAAUGGGUUACAAUUGGCUUCUCAGUUGCAACAGGAAGACUUUUUGAGAAAAAUACUAUCAAAUCAUGGCAAUUCAAUUCGAGUCUGCAAAUCUCGAGAAAAGGCAGCAAAAAGGCACCAAUGGUGGGAUUGAUUGUCGGCUCAUCUGUUUUGAUUUGUGUAUUGACCCCGCUUGGCUUUGUUUUGUGGAAGAAAAGUAGUAGAGCAAAAGAAGAAGAUGAGUUUGCCAUUGAACUAUCUGUGGAAAAUGACUUUGAGGCAGGUACCGGGCCAAAGAAAUUUUCGUAUAGUAAAUUGCUUCGUGCUACAAAUAAAUUUGACAAGGAACAGAAGCUUGAAGAGGGAGGAUUUGGUGAGGUUUAUAGAGGUUUCUUGAAGGAAUCUGACUCCUGUAUUGCUGUGAAGAGGAUAUCAAAGGGAUCAAAACAAGGAAUAAAGGAGUACACAUCAGAAGUGAAGAUCAUUAGUCAAUCGAGGCAUAGAAAUUUGGUGCAACUAAUUGGUUGGUGUCAUGAGAAAAGAGAACUCCUACUUGUUUAUGACUUCAUGGAAAAUGGAAGCUUAGAUUAA